This is a messenger RNA of Hyla sarda, 5399 nucleotides long. It is a transcript of the gene VWCE, whose product is annotated as von Willebrand factor C and EGF domains. Lineage: Eukaryota; Metazoa; Chordata; Amphibia; Anura; Hylidae. Gene Ontology annotation, molecular function: calcium ion binding; protein binding. The record is from RefSeq and is a predicted model, not a curated record. Bases 197 to 4243 code for a protein of 1348 amino acids. The transcript has 31 exons.
GGGGACAAGGAAAGGGUAGAACAUGUCAGUGAAGCUCAAGCAAGAAGCAGAUAUUAUGUAGGUUAUAAGAAAGUGGACAGACGGGGAAAGAAGUAUUUUUUUGGCGUAAAGGUGACACAAUAGAGAGGAGAGAGCGAAAGGAGAUCCCACUCACUAUUGGUCACUGGUGGAUUUGGGGCUGGUUCGAGAACUCAUCAUGAUCCCAUUUUGGAUGAGGAUGUCCUUCAUACUCCUCCUAACUGCUGGAAAAGAAGGGAGAAUUUACAACGGGAGAAAGAAGCCGCCAGCACUGACAGCACAGAGAAUGCGUUCUGGACCUCAUGUGUGUUUCUCAGGUAUGGGCAAUGGAUGUUGUCCUGGCUGGACAGUUUCUCCAGGCAGUGGACUAUGUCUCCAGCCUCUAUGUGCUUACGGUUGUGGCAGUGGGUUUUGCGUCGCCCCCAAUGUAUGUUCCUGCAGAGAUGGCCAUCAAGGCAUCACCUGUACUGAUCAUUAUGCCAGUGAACAUGAACGAGAAUUGGAAGAUAAAGGUUAUUCUCUUACCUGUCUAUCUGCAAUGUGUGAGCAAGGCUGUAAAGUUAUUAAUGGCGCCACUGUAUGCAGCUGCUAUCAUGGGUACACUCUUGGGAAAGAUGGGAAAAGUUGUUAUGAUAUUGAUGAAUGUUCUCGACCUCAAGCAUCAAGUCUUUGUCAACAGCAAUGUAAGAACAUCAUUGGGAGCUAUAGAUGUCUGUGUUACUAUGGAUAUCAAAUUUCUCCCAAUGGACGCUCAUGUGUACCUAUAAAGCAUCCUAACACAAUUGCGGCUUCAGUCCCAUGUGGAGAAUACGGCUGUGAGUUAAGUUGCAAUGAUGGUGGCUGUGAACACAUUUCAAGGGUUUGUCCUAUUGGAUUUAGAAUGACCGAGACAGCUAAUGGAGUAGCCUGCACAGACAUUAAUGAAUGUGUGACGUCUUCCUGUAAAGGGACAUGCCUCAAUACUGAAGGAGGGUAUAUGUGUGACUGUGGUCCUGGAUUCAAGCUGGCGGCUGACAGAAGCACUUGCUUAGAUAUAGAUGAAUGUUCAGCCCAUAGAUCUGUUUGCCAGCACAGAUGUAAAAAUAUUCAUGGGAGUUACAGGUGCUUGUGUGGAGCUGGGUUCACCCUACAGAGCAACGGUCGAACUUGCACAGACAUAAAUGAAUGUCGCCGACCAGGAACAUCUCAUCUUUGCCAACACUUCUGCCACAACACACAGGGAAGUUUCUUCUGUUCCUGCAGAACUGGGUUUGCCCUUAGUGCAGACAGAAUGACAUGUGUGGAUGUGAAUGAGUGUGUGGCGAAUACCACUCUUUGCUCCUCAGGGAGCUGCAUUAAUACUCUAGGGUCUUACAUCUGCUCCUGUCCUGCUGGGUUUUUGUCAAUCAAUGGAGGUUGUUCAGCGAUAUCUAUUGAGGUGCAGACGGUGGGCUUUCUACAGGCAGUGCACAACUUACCAGAGAUUAGGCCAACAUCCCCAACAGCAGUAAGCCAUGGGGCACCUCCAACCACUGCGAUGGUUACAAUGGUCAGUAGUACUAUAGUAGGAGAAAUGUUUACCACAAUGUCUACCUCAAAACCACAAGCUGCACCGACAAAUGUGGAUCCUGUGCCACCACCUCAGCAUCUCAAAAUGGGUCAUUCACCACUAGCUCAAAAAUCCUCAGGAAUUUCCCAUAUGCCAUUGAAAGAAAGUAUACUAUUCCCAACUGGAGCCCCCACUACGCUGCACACAAAUCUACACUGUUGGCAUAACAAAGAAUUACGACAGACCGGCAGCUCAUGGACAGAAGCAGAAUGCAUGGAUUGCACCUGCCAGGAAGGUACCAUAUCCUGUGAAAGAAGAAUAUGUAGCCCCAACUGCUCGCAUCCUGUCCUGCACCCAGACCGCUGCUGUCCUACAUGUGAUGGGUGCUUUUUCGAGGGGACAUUGAGGGCAGAUGGAGAACUUUUCCCCACUUUCCCAGAUAACUGCACAAUAUGUAUUUGUUUGGCAGGAAAUAUCACUUGUAUUCCACCCGUUUGUCCACCUGUUUCGUGUUUUGAGCCAUUCAUGUCAGAUUGCUGUCUGCGGUGCCCAGAUGGAUGUGAAGUUCAAGGAAAGCUUUAUCCUCAUGGUGCCAGGUUUAGCCGGGAUGAAAACGGAUGCACAUCCUGUGUGUGUCAGAAUGGAGCAGUAGAGUGCUCCUUUGUUCCGUGUCCCAGCUUAGAAUGUCCUAGAGAAGACUGGGUGCUGGAGGCUGGACAAUGCUGCUUCAAGUGCCAGGAGCCACCACAAAGCACAGGUUGUCCUUUUGAUGACAAUGGACUUGAGAUUCCUAUUGGGCAGAUUUGGUCUCCUGGAGAUCCUUGUUCCAUCUGCAUUUGCCAGGCAGAUGGCUCCAUUGUGUGCAAAAAGACGGAUUGUGUGGAAACGUGUCCUCACCCUAUCAUGGUGCCGGGACAGUGCUGCCCUGACUGUUCAGCAGGUUGUUCUUAUGGAAGAAAGACAUAUAAAAAUAAUGAAAGCUUCCCUUCAAAUUCAGAUCCCUGCCUCACUUGUAUUUGUUUGAUGGGUACUGUUGCUUGUUCUCCUAUUGAAUGUGCCCUUAACUGCACUUACCCUUUCCAUGAUGAAGGAGAAUGCUGCCCUGUUUGUCGAGACUGCACAUAUGAUGGAAGGAAAGUGUUAAACCGACAAACUUUUUCACUAGAAAGUGAACCCUGUACCCAGUGCACCUGCCAGGAUGGCGAGGUACAAUGUGAGGCCAUUUCCUGUUCCGUCUCCUGCUCCCAUCCAUAUACAUUUCCUGGAGAAUGUUGUGCAACCUGUGAAGAGUGCGCCUUUGAAGAACAUGUUCUGGAGAAUGGAGGUUCUUACACACUGAAGUCUGAUCCAUGUGUAGUAUGUCAUUGUUUUGCUGGAAAUGUUCAUUGUGAAGAGAGAGAAGGUUCUUGUACCCCGUGUGAGCAGAAUACUCAGGAUUGCCUGAAUGAAGUCCCAGGCUCUUUUCACAUUAAACAAUUACACCAUUCUCAACAUGAUACAAUCAUACAAAAAGAAAAUGUUCCCAUUAAGCUUUUGAGCAUUACUGAUCAACCCCUUCCUAUUCGACUUUCCUUAAACUUAAAAUUGCUCUCAGUGAGAAACCCUAUGACGGUAAUUACCUCUUCGGAUCAUCCCAGUUUUGUUUCUCAAACAGAGGUCCCGAGACCUCACUCAUUUUACAAUGCAAAAGUGACUGACAUUGAUAAAGCUUCUCAAAACCUUGAAUCAGCAUCUGCUUUACAAUCUGAACUAAAAACAGAGGUUGGGCCAGGUAUAGAAGUUGUUUCAGUAUCACAUAGUGAUACCAUGAAGACUGGUUAUGUUUCUACCUCAGCUGUAGUUCCUACUCAGCCCGUUGCUUUCUCAGGUACUUCCUUUAAACCUUCACCAUCAACAAGUCACUCUACCUCAAAUAUCCAUGAACAAGUUGUCUCUUACUCUGAUCUAUCUCCUAAUGGCUUGUCUCAAGAAUCCUCUGGGUCAUCUUUCUUACUACCACCUUCCCCUAGUUCCUUUCAACAAAUGGUACAGGUUUCGAAACCUACUCCUACACUUGCCACAUUCUCAAGAGCUUUGGUCAGAGAAGAAAAAAUCCAUGGAUCUUCACAUACUCUUGGUAGGCCAUCAUCUUUGGUGGAUAACACUGAAAUGACUUCAGUUACAUCAAAACCUCCAUAUGCCUUUCCAUCAAGUCCUUCUGGUCAUCAACAUUGGACAAAUAACACAAAGCUUAUGCUCACAGAUUCAGAAGAAACCAAAAUACCAUUUUAUGAAGCAGAACAACCUAGAGAUUGCUCUCUAAAUGGUCGCAUGUUUACCAAUGGCUCUAUCUACAUUGUUGACUUGGACUACUGCCUGCACUGUGAAUGUCUGAAAGAGGAAAUCUAUUGUAAUACACCCACCUCUUUGUCCAAUGGCCUGUGCUGUCAGGGCUGUGAUAGCUUCCCUGUGGAUUCCUGCUCUAAAGAAACAAACCAGAUUCAAAAAGAACAAGGGGAAGGGUUUGAGUUCUGCAGAUGUCAAGGAGUAGCCCUUCAGUGCCGUUCCUGUUCCUCCAGACAUGGAUGUAGCAGGGAAGGCACCUCACAAAGUUCAGAGUCAGAUCAAAACCCUACAGAUCAGUUGAACAAGAUGAACUGGGUUCCUUUAGUUACAGACAUUGAGCCUAAGAUCAUGGAUGAGAAAUUGAGGCCAUAAGGACAUCAUCAUGUUUUAGAGAUGAUAACUGUUAUUAUCUUCUGAUGUCAGUUCCGGGAAGGUUGUUGGUCAUUCUAAAGAAUUUAGAAAUAUCUACAUUGCCAAGUGUCCAUUACAAAGUACGGCCAACAGUUCCUAAGACAUGUCUUAAUAACAGCUGACAUCUACAUGAGUACCACUGGAAAUAGAGUUCAAUGUUUUACUUGCGGCAAAAACUUGAUAUUUAAAUGUUGCUUGGAUGUCCUGGAUGACAAAAAUACACAGGGUAUUACUACUGCAUGAUGAGAAAAAAGCUACAGGCUUUCCACUGACCAAACUAGGUCCAAACUACUCUUGGAUAAUGGUGCAGAUUAUAAGAAGGGAAAAGAAACAACUGCCCAAGAACCUCCACCUCUUUCCCUUCAGCCCUUUUUAGACAAGAUAUAGAAUAUUUAAAAUGUCCGCCCUCGAACAAAAUCACUUUUGUGUGGUCAGAAGAGGUGGUAUAGAUGAGACAUCACCAGAUACCCAAAGGGCAGAGAAAGGGAAUACAUGACACUGGUGGAAGGUAAAUCAAGAAGUUAUCAGGUGGUUAUGUUGAAAAGGUGUUUAGUUUUUUGUAUAUUUUGCUCCAAUCUAAACCUUUAACCCUUUUUAAAAACCAGAGAUACCUUUUAAAUAAGCCUAAUUUGAGAAGAGGGCCAUCCAGUUUUUCUGCACAAGGGCUUAUGCCAACCUUGAUCUGGUUUCAGGGUGAAGACGAGACUUCCAUUAGGGUCAACAUGUAAUAUCCAUGGGGGUGUCAUUAGCCUUCCCCUAAACAGAUGGUUGGCCUACCUAUUGUCCUACCUGUCCUACCUUGACCAUAAUAUAUCAGGAUACAUUUUGUUCAGCAUAUUUAUAGAUAAAUGGCCAGUAUUUUCUGUAUCUUCGACCACGUGUCGGUUUAGUAACUUACUCAACCACCUCCCCAUAUUCCACUAUUGUUUAAAAGACUGAACUGUCUUGACAUUUGAAGCCACCUGUAGUAAGCAUAGAGCAGUUAUAGUAAAGAUAAGAAAGUAUUUCUGCUGUAUGGAAAAUAUGUAUUUGUAAAGUAUACACAUAACCUAUAUGUGGUGUGAAUUAAAUGUUUGUAAAAUAAAAUUAGUAUUUUAUAAGACAAUAAAACUAUUAA